GAACAUUAAUGCAAAAGAGAGGUUUACACAGUAGUGGUAAGAAAGAAACAAAGAGCAACCCUAAGACACUGUUUCUCUUUCUAUCCUUUCUCCUUCUCACAGUCUCAUUUAUCAAGCUGGGUGGUGCUGAUUAAAAGAGAGAAGAAGAAAAAGGAAAAUCAUAAAACCCAACAGCGAAAGAAAUAAUACAGAAGAGAGAGAUAUAGCAGCUGGGUUGCGUAGCUGAGGUUAAAAAGCAAACAAGAUACCUUCUCUCUUCUCUCUAUCUUCUCCUAUCUCAAGAGAUCUAAAAAACUGAUAGAUCGAAAAAUGGAAAGAAAUUAGCAGACCACCCAACCAAGAAAUUCUCAUCUUUCCAUUAGCUAUAGCUUGAAAGGAAGCUUGUUUCCUUGCUUCUUCUCUUUAGCUUGAUAGGGGUCCUUUUUUGUUGGAUCCUUUAAGAUAAGACUCUCUAGGGUUUCUACCCUAUAGAUCUUUCUUUCUUCUCCCAAGAAUCAUCAGCGUUUCUCUUUGCUUGGGUUGUUUCACAAAUUUGGUUUGGAUUUCACCACUGAAACCUGAAAGCAAGCAGAGAAAUCAGCUGAUUGUUGUUUAAAGAAGAGGAGCUAGCUUGGAGCAACCACUCAACCCAACAACCACAACACAAAAAGGUUAAAGUUGCUUCAAAGGCUGCAAACCCAAAAAAGAAAAAAAUAAGGAAAAAGAAAGAAAAAAAAAGGAGAAUUCAGAUAUUUGCAGGAGCAGCUAGCUGAAGAAGGAGAAGAAGAAAGUCAGAUAUAUAUGGGGAGGGGGAGAGUGGAGCUGAAGAGGAUCGAGAACAAGAUAAACAGGCAGGUGACUUUUGCAAAGAGAAGGAAUGGAUUGCUGAAGAAAGCUUAUGAGCUGUCUGUACUUUGUGAUGCUGAGGUUGCUCUCAUCAUCUUCUCCAACCGCGGCAAGCUCUAUGAGUUCUGCAGUACCAAUAACAUGCUCAAGGCACUGGAAAGGUACCAAAAGUGCAGCUAUGGGGCGGUGGAAGUGAAUAAACCUGCAAAGGAGCUCGAGGUAUACAGUAUACUAUACGUCUUAUGUCUCAAUCGUUGAUUUGCUAUAGCUAUAGAAGUGAAGGGUCAUGACUCAUGAUAAUGUGCCAGUACGAGCUUUGCAUGGAGUUUUAUGCUAAUGAAUUCCUGGCUACAUUUCUUAAUGAACAGAGCAACUAUCGUGAGUACUUGAAACUGAAGGGUAGAUAUGAAGGCCUACAACGAACCCAGAGGAACCUCCUUGGGGAGGAUUUAGGCCCACUGAACACGAAGGAGCUGGAGCAGCUUGAGCGGCAGCUGGAAGGUUCAUUGAAGCAAGUCCGCUCCACUAAGACCCAGUUCAUGCUUGACCAGCUCUCUGAUCUUCAAAACAAGGAGCAGCUGCUGCUUGAAUCCAAUAGAGCUUUGGCAAUAAAGCUGGAUGAAAUCUGUUCAAGGAACAGCAUGCGACCUUCGUGGGAAGGAGAGGAUCACAACAUGUCCUAUGGAGACCAACAUCAUAAUCCACAUGCUCAAUCCCAGGGGUUUUUCCAGCACUUAGAUUGCAACCCAACUUUGCAGAUCGGGUACUCUUCAUUUCAAAGGUAUAGUCCAGUAGUGACAGACCAAAUGACUGCCACAACUCAUGCUCAGCAGCAGCAGCAUCAGCAGCAGCAAGUGAAUGGGUUUGUUCCCGGAUGGAUGCUCUAAUAAAAUGCUCUCAGUAGCUUUCAUAUUUACUUGGAGGGGCCAAGAGGAGAGCUACAUUGGCAGCUUUGCAUUCUCCCUAUAUAAAUAUUGCCUCGGUUUGAAAUUUUCUAUCAUAAGAAGACUGCAAAACCAUCUUUAUCGAUGAUGGCCUACUGCUCCAACCAAGUAUUCUACUUUUGUGGCUAGCGAUCAUAUAUGUAAAUGAUGAUGAUUUCUGCAGAUAACAUAAGCACGCAGCAGCUAGCGUUCGUGUUAUUUGUCAUCUCUCUCUCGAACCCUUUAUCUGAGAGGAAACACUCUACUAUUGCAUGCAGCAUUUCUUUUUUACCUUGCAUCCAAGCGAUACUGUAAGCUGCACAGCAACAACCUUUGGUGGUCUGUUUUGUGUAUCAUUAUGAACUAUUGUAAACAGACUUUGAUUCUACGGUAGACAUUUUCUAUCUUACAUGUUUCCAAGCUUGUAUGCAGGCAGUGAUAUAUGUUUGGUCGAUGUGUUGGGUCAAUCAUGCACUCCGGGAUUUAAUUAUAUUGAAUCCUACGCUCAAACAAUUAGGCCAUUUUCUGCAUAA
Messenger RNA from Linum tenue, 2281 nucleotides. The record is from the annotation of a GenBank genome assembly. NCBI's taxonomy places the organism in Eukaryota, Viridiplantae, Streptophyta, Magnoliopsida, Malpighiales, Linaceae.